Messenger RNA from Drosophila guanche, 1236 nucleotides. RefSeq names its product methyltransferase-like protein 9. The record is from RefSeq and is a predicted model, not a curated record. The coding region runs from base 98 to 1024 and encodes 308 amino acids. The transcript has 3 exons. NCBI's taxonomy places the organism in Eukaryota, Metazoa, Arthropoda, Insecta, Diptera, Drosophilidae. Gene Ontology annotation, molecular function: protein-L-histidine N-pros-methyltransferase activity.
AUCGAUAAAAGAAGUAAUUGUGAUAAGAUAAAUAUACGAAAAAAACAAGACAAAACCCAAAUUUAAGUAGACAAGAACAUGUAAAUAGGGUUUUAAGAUGGCCAUUUAUCGUCCUCGAGGUACACUAGCCCGAGUCAUUCAUGCUAAAUUCCACAAUGACAACUCCUUGGACAACAUAGACACUCGAAGGUGGUACUCAUUGGCGCACUCACUACCUCCGAGGUUUCAGUCGAAAUUUGUGCCCCUCGAGCAACCGGACACCACCACAGUACACUGGCUGGAACGCACCAAAUUACUGUCGGCCAACAUAUGGAUGCAUUUAUGGCACGCGCUAGCCCGUUCAAUUCUGCAGUUUUUCAUGACUCAAACGGAUAUCAAUGGUUUUCUAAAGCGUGGCUCAAUGUUUAUUCUGUCAGAAGAUCAAUUCAAUAAGUUGCUUGUAGCAGGGGGCUUUUCCGCAUCAUCGGAGCCGGUUACGCUGUUGGAUAUCGGUGCCGGCGACGGCGAAAUAUCAUUACGAGUGGCAAACACUGUGGCCGAACUAAGUGGAAAUGCCGACCUUAGAGUUUUUGCGACUGAAGCUAGUUGGACAAUGCGAGAUAGACUGAAGAAACUUAAUUUUAAUGUGAUUACCGAGAUCGGAGGCUUGCAAAACAUGGAGCUGAUACUAUGCCUGAACGUACUAGAUAGAUGUUUUGACCCAUUCAAACUUUUGGAGGACAUUCGCAGUACACUCGCUCCUGGGGGUCGAGCUGUCAUAGCCCUAGUGCUUCCAUAUAUGCAUUAUGUUGAGACCAAUACUUCGCAUUUGCCAAUUCGUCCUUUACUAGAAAGCAGCAACAACGGACGCCAGGCUUCUUUCGAGGAAGAGGCCACCAAGUUUAUGGAGCUGUUGGAAAACUGUGGUUUCAAUGUAGAGUCCUGGACGAAAGCACCAUAUCUGUGCGAAGGAGACCUGCAUCAGUCAUUUUAUUGGCUCAUUGAUCUAAUUGUUGUUAUAUCGAAAAAGACCUCUAAGACCUAGACCAUAUAUAGGUCUCCAAAAAACUCUUUAAUCUCCAGUUAAACGCGAAGUACGGCCGCGAGUACAGUACGAAAAAUGAAGCUUUGAUUCCUAAUUCUUUAUAAAAUAAGUUAAAGGCCACGUUGCUACGCUAAGCAUUUAUACUUAAUACAUUUAUAGGCUAUCAAAUAGGUAUCAAAUUAUACUUCUGUAAUAAAUUACCAAAAAUGUAA